AUGACCACUGGGCAGCAGCACCAAGAGGUUGUAGUUGAAAGUACAAAUGGGCAGCAGCAACAUGCUAAUGAAGAUGGAGUUGGGCAGCAGCAGCAGGAGGAAUUGACAUCAACUCUGGGUAUCCUCCAAGAGACGACGAUUGUUGAGAACGCUGCUUCCAAGGGAGCACUGUGCCUAGAUGGGACUCCACCAGCUUACCACCUUUCAGAAGGUUUUGGACCUGGAAAAGGCAAUUGGAUGAAUAACACUACUAUUCAAAGAUUCGAAUGCAUACUCCACAAUAGCUCCAAAUUCAAUCCGGACUUUCGCAGCUGGACUAAAGUGAUGGUUAGAUAUUGUGAUGGAUCAUCGCUCACAGGAGAUGUGGAUCCAACCAUUGGCCUUCAUUUUAGAGGUAAAAGGGUGUUCGAUGCCAUAGUUGACGACCUUCUAUUCUCCAAAGGAAUGAAGGACGCUAAGGAAGUUUUAUUCACUAGUGGUUUUGCGGGUGAAUUAGCGGUUAUAAUAUAUUAUGAUCGUUUUGCUAAUCACUUCCCAAAUACUACCAACGUAAAGUGUCUAUCCGAUGGCGGGUUUUUUCUCCUCUCCAACAAUCCUUUGCAAGCUUGA
Ipomoea triloba (trilobed morning glory) is the source of this 609-nucleotide messenger RNA. RefSeq names its product pectin acetylesterase 8-like. Lineage: Eukaryota; Viridiplantae; Streptophyta; Magnoliopsida; Solanales; Convolvulaceae. Bases 1 to 609 code for a protein of 202 amino acids. The transcript is spliced from 3 exons. Gene Ontology annotation, biological process: cell wall organization. Gene Ontology annotation, molecular function: pectin acetylesterase activity. The record is from RefSeq and is a predicted model, not a curated record. Gene Ontology annotation, cellular component: plant-type cell wall.